Molecule: messenger RNA, 1660 nt
Organism: Pan troglodytes (chimpanzee)
Lineage: Eukaryota; Metazoa; Chordata; Mammalia; Primates; Hominidae
Gene: ILK
Product: integrin linked kinase
Exons: 12
Coding region: 41-1399 (452 amino acids)
Biological process (GO): cell-matrix adhesion; integrin-mediated signaling pathway; substrate adhesion-dependent cell spreading
Cellular component (GO): focal adhesion; stress fiber
Molecular function (GO): protein binding; ATP binding; protein serine/threonine kinase activity
Source: RefSeq, a predicted model, not a curated record
GGCUUCCCCAAUCCAGGGGACUCGGCGCCGGGACGCUGCUAUGGACGACAUUUUCACUCAGUGCCGGGAGGGCAACGCCGUCGCCGUUCGCCUGUGGCUGGACAACACGGAGAACGACCUCAACCAGGGGGACGAUCAUGGCUUCUCCCCCUUGCACUGGGCCUGCCGAGAGGGCCGCUCUGCUGUGGUUGAGAUGUUGAUCAUGCGGGGGGCACGGAUCAAUGUAAUGAACCGUGGGGAUGACACCCCCCUGCAUCUGGCAGCCAGUCAUGGACACCGUGAUAUUGUACAGAAGCUAUUGCAGUACAAGGCAGACAUCAAUGCAGUGAAUGAACAUGGGAAUGUGCCCCUGCACUAUGCCUGUUUUUGGGGCCAAGAUCAAGUGGCAGAGGACCUGGUGGCAAAUGGGGCCCUUGUCAGCAUCUGUAACAAGUAUGGAGAGAUGCCUGUGGACAAAGCCAAGGCACCCCUGAGAGAGCUUCUCCGAGAGCGGGCAGAGAAGAUGGGCCAGAAUCUCAACCGUAUUCCAUACAAGGACACAUUCUGGAAGGGGACCACCCGCACUCGGCCCCGAAAUGGAACCCUGAACAAACACUCUGGCAUUGACUUCAAACAGCUUAACUUCCUGACGAAGCUCAACGAGAAUCACUCCGGAGAGCUAUGGAAGGGCCGCUGGCAGGGCAAUGACAUUGUCGUGAAGGUGCUGAAGGUUCGAGACUGGAGUACAAGGAAGAGCAGGGACUUCAAUGAAGAGUGUCCCCGGCUCAGGAUUUUCUCGCAUCCAAAUGUGCUCCCAGUGCUAGGUGCCUGCCAGUCUCCACCUGCUCCUCAUCCUACUCUCAUCACACACUGGAUGCCAUAUGGAUCCCUCUACAAUGUACUACAUGAAGGCACCAAUUUCGUCGUGGACCAGAGCCAGGCUGUGAAGUUUGCUUUGGACAUGGCAAGGGGCAUGGCCUUCCUACACACACUAGAGCCCCUCAUCCCACGACAUGCACUCAAUAGCCGUAGUGUAAUGAUUGAUGAGGACAUGACUGCCCGAAUUAGCAUGGCUGAUGUCAAGUUCUCUUUCCAAUGUCCUGGUCGCAUGUAUGCACCUGCCUGGGUAGCCCCUGAAGCUCUGCAGAAGAAGCCUGAAGACACAAACAGACGCUCAGCAGACAUGUGGAGUUUUGCAGUGCUUCUGUGGGAACUGGUGACACGGGAGGUACCCUUUGCUGACCUCUCCAAUAUGGAGAUUGGAAUGAAGGUGGCAUUGGAAGGCCUUCGGCCUACCAUCCCACCAGGUAUUUCCCCUCAUGUGUGUAAGCUCAUGAAGAUCUGCAUGAAUGAAGACCCUGCAAAGCGACCCAAAUUUGACAUGAUUGUGCCUAUCCUUGAGAAGAUGCAGGACAAGUAGGACUGGAAGGUCCUUGCCUGAACUCCAGAGGUGUCGGGACAUGGUUGGGGGAAUGCACCUCCCCAAAGCAGCAGGCCUCUGGUUGCCUCCCCCGCCUCCAGUCAUGGUACUACCCCAGCCAUGGGGUCCAUCCCCUUCCCCCAUCCCUACCACUGUGGCCCCAAGAGGGGCGGGCUCAGAGCUUUGUCACUUGCCACAUGGUGUCUCCCAACAUGGGAGGGAUCAGCCCCGCCUGUCACAAUAAAGUUUAUUAUGAAAACA